AUGCCGGUGAAGUCGCUCCACGCGGAUCUCGACAUCCCAGACCUAGACUUAUGGACCUAUCUGUUCGAGAGGAAAGACAAGCCAUUUCCUGAUGACAAAGCAAUCUACAUCGACCCCGACACAGGCCGCUCCUACACCUGGGCGCAGACCAAAGCCGCGGCCACCGCCUUCGGGCGCGGCCUGCGCGCGCAAUGGGGUUUUGGUAAGGGCGACGUGCUGGGCUUCUUCUCGCCCAACAGCGUCGACUACGCGCCGGUAUUCUUCGGCGCCCACUGGGCCGGUGGCUGCGCCUCGACCGCCAACCCGGUCUACACGGCCUCGGAGCUGGCAUUCCAAAUGAAGGACUGCGGCGCGAAAGGGAUCGUUACGCAGCUGGCCCAGCUGCCAGUCGUCCGCGAGGCCGCCGCCGCCAUCGGGUUGUCCGAGGACCGCAUCAUCCUGCUCGGCGACGGGCGGGACCCGAGUGGGCGGUUCCGGCACUUCACUGAGAUCCAGCCGACAGGGCUUCUGAGCGGGUUGACACGACGCGCGACCGUCGACCCGGCGCGGGAUGUUGCGUUUCUGGUGUAUAGUUCCGGCACGACGGGGCUGCCGAAGGGCGUGGUACUCACGCACCGCAACAUCGUGGCUAACCUCGCGCAGCUCGAGUUCAUGGACAGCCGCUUCAACGGCCUGCACCACGCGGGCGGGCCCGACGGCCAGGGCGACAAGCAGCUCGCCAUCCUGCCCUUCUUCCACGUGUACGGGCUGACGUGCAUAGCGCUGGCCAGCAUCCGCAUGGGGCUGCCCGUGAUCAUCCUGCCGAAGUUCGAGCUCGAGCGCGCGUGCCGCGCCAUACAGGACCAUGGCGUCAGCUUCGCGUCGAUCCCGCCGCCGGUCGUGCUGGCGCUCGCCAAGCACCCGGCUGUCGGCAAGUACGACCUGUCGAGCGUCAAGUGGCUGAACUCGGGCGCGGCGCCGCUGGGACGUGAUCUGGUGGACUUGGUGUGGAAUCGUUUGAUGAUCCCCGUGAUGCAGGGCUACGGGCUGUCCGAGACGGCGCCGACGCUGACCAAGGGCGUCGUGGCCGACUGGAAGCGGUACAACGGAUCCGUUGGCAAGCUUUUGCCUAACAUCGAGGCGCAGAUCGUCGAUCUGGCGGGCAACGAGCUGCCGGCGGGAGAGGAGGGCGAGCUCUGGGUCCGGGGGCCGAAUGUGUUUCCUGGAUACCUCAACCGGCCCGAGUUGCAGAAGGAUACGUUCAGCGAGGAGGGGGGAUACUUCCGCACGGGCGAUAUAGGGUAUUUUGAUGCGAAGGGAAACUUGUAUAUCACGGACCGGCUGAAGGAGUUGAUCAAGUAUAAGGGAUUCCAAGUAGCCCCCGCGGAGCUCGAGGGCCUGCUCCUCGGCCACGCCGAGAUCGCCGACGUCUGCGUGAUCCCGGCGCACGACGCGCAGCGCGAGACCGAGGUGCCGCGCGCGUACGUUGUCCUCAAACCCGAGGUCGCGCGCACCGACGACAAGGCGGCCGAGAUCGCGGCCUGGCUCGACGGGCGCGUGGCCCGGCACAAGCGCCUGCGCGGCGGCGUGCGCUUCGUUGACGAGGUGCCCAAGAACGCGAGCGGCAAGCUGCUAAGGAGGGUGCUGAAGGAUGCGGCGAGGAAGGAGGACCGGGUCACCGAGGGGGCGAAGUUGUGA
Molecule: messenger RNA, 1677 nt
Organism: Anthostomella pinea
Lineage: Eukaryota; Fungi; Ascomycota; Sordariomycetes; Xylariales; Xylariaceae
Source: the annotation of a GenBank genome assembly